CAGCAGCAGUAGUAGAGCCCAUUUACCUGUGUGUGUGUGCGUGCGUGUGUCUGUGUGUGUAUGUGUACGAUUGGUUAGUGCACCAGGAGCAGUACGUCGUCAGCUCAGCGGCACCUCGAUCAACCUAGCAACAAACCUAGCAUCGAGAUCUGGGAAUCUUGUGAGCUUCUCCGUGUUCGCGCGCGUGUGUGUGUGUGUGUUUGUGGUGGAGUAGGUAACAGUACACAGGACAGGUGUCACAGGAGCCCUCGCGGAAAAAUGAGCUUCGAGGCGGUUCCGGAACGGAUGGCCCCGGUCGAGUCGGGCUCGAUGGGCUGGGCCGUAUCGGUGACGGUCGCGACCGUCCUCACGCUCACCGCCCUCACGCUGUUCCACCUCUGGAUGCAGACACGCCGGUACGUGAAGCUGGGCAACCUUAUCCCGGGCCCGGCCGCCUACCCGCUCAUCGGUAACGCCAACCUGCUGCUCGGCAAAUCGCACAAUCAAAUCAUGGAGCGGGCGAUGGAGCUCAGCUACGUCUACGGUACGGUGGCGCGCGGCUGGAUCGGCUACCAUCUGGUCGUCUUCCUCACCGAACCGGCCGACGUCGAGAUCAUCCUAAACAGCUACGUCCAUCUGGAGAAGUCGAGCGAGUACCGCUUCUUCAAGCCGUGGCUCGGCGACGGUCUGCUGAUCAGCUCGGGCGACAAAUGGCGCUCGCACCGCAAGCUGAUCGCGCCCGCCUUCCACCAGAACGUGCUGAAGACGUUCGUCGACGUGUUCAACGACAACAGCCGGGCGGUGGUGGAGCGCAUGCGCAAGGAGGUCGGCCAUGGCGAGUUCGACUGCCACGACUACAUGAGCGAGGUCACGGUUGACAUCCUGCUCGAGACGGCCAUGGGCUCGACCAGGACGAGCGAGAGCAAGGAAGGCUUCGAGUACGCGAUGGCCGUCAUGAAGAUGUGCGACAUUCUGCACAAGCGCCAGCUGAAGAUUCACCUCCGGUUGGACCCACUGUUCAAUUUGACCGGCGUCAAGAAGGAACAGGAACGGUUGCUGCACAUCAUCCACAGCCUCACGCGCAAGGUGGUGAAGCAGAAGAAGGCCCUGUUCGAGCGCAACCUGGCGGAGGGGCGCGGUUUACCAUCGCCCUCACUCUCCGAGAUCAUCGGCCAGGACGAGAAACCGGGCGAACAGGCGAAGGCGAAGGGGAAGGUCCCGAAGGCGCCGGUUUCCCCCGACAGUGCACCGGUCUUCAUCUCGCAGGGUUCGAUGCUGCGCGACGAUCUGGACGAGAACGACGAGAACGAUAUCGGGGAGAAGCGGCGGCUCGCCUUUCUCGAUCUGAUGAUCGAGUCGGCCAAGACGGGCGCGACCGCGAUCAGCGACGAGGAGAUCAAGGAGGAGGUCGAUACGAUCAUGUUCGAGGGUCACGACACGACGGCGGCCGGUUCGAGCUUCGUCCUCUGUCUGCUCGGCAUCCACCAGGACGUGCAGGAGCGGGUGUACGCCGAGCAGCGGCAGAUCUUCGGAGAUUCGCGUCGCCCGGUCACGUUCGCCGAUACGCUCGAGAUGAAGUACCUCGAGCGUGUCAUCUUCGAGACGCUGCGCAUGUACCCACCGGUUCCGAUCAUUGCGCGCAAGCUCAACGAGGACGUACAGCUGGCGUCCCGCAGCUACACCGUACCGGCCGGGACGACCGUCGUCAUCGGUACGUACAAGAUUCACCGGCGCGAGGACCUCUACCCGGAACCGGAGCGCUUCAACCCGGACAACUUCCUACCGGAGCGCACCCAGGCCCGCCACUACUACAGCUACAUCCCGUUCAGUGCCGGACCGCGCAGCUGCGUCGGACGCAAGUACGCGAUGCUGAAGCUGAAGGUGCUCCUGUCGACGAUCCUGCGCAACUACAAGGUCCUCUCGAAUGUGCCCGAGAAGGAGUUCAAGCUGCAGGGUGACAUCAUUCUCAAGCGCACCGACGGUUUCCGUGUGCAGCUCGAGCAGCGCGCGUAACGCCUGCCCAGCCUGCCAGCCAUCCCUACCUACCUACCUACACUACCCUACCCUACCCUAGCCGGGAUCCUAGCGGAGGCCGGAUCUGUAGAUUUCGGGCGCUUAAUUGAACUGUCAGAUACGGGCGCGCGCGACCAGUCAAUCACAACUCCUCCGGGGCCAGCCAACCAUUAACCAACUAGCCAACCAACUAUCACUCCAUUACUCCGCCGCCACUCUGCUCGGCGCGCCUGUGCGUAUGUGUGCUGUGUUUGUGUGAUUUGAUCCUAUUCCGAGGGUAAAAAAAAAUAGUCGAGAAUAAAGCGAACAUACUGA
Anopheles darlingi is the source of this 2307-nucleotide messenger RNA. Its product is annotated as cytochrome P450 4g15-like. The record is from RefSeq and is a predicted model, not a curated record. The transcript is spliced from 3 exons. The coding region runs from base 259 to 1992 and encodes 577 amino acids. NCBI's taxonomy places the organism in Eukaryota, Metazoa, Arthropoda, Insecta, Diptera, Culicidae. Gene Ontology annotation, molecular function: monooxygenase activity; iron ion binding; oxidoreductase activity, acting on paired donors, with incorporation or reduction of molecular oxygen.